AUGUCGUCGUGGGAUCUGGUAGGCCGUCCACUGGUGCCGUUCUUUGACACGGAGGAGAACGUGAACAACUCGCUCGAGUUUGCUGAGGGGCACAACGAGCGGGAGGACAUUGAUGUCGACGCGCGGGUGUGGGACAAAGAACUCGGAUACUUUGUGUACCCAUCCGAACACUCGAGGGCGACGUCGGCGCCAGUUGCCAUUGCAGCAGUGACUCGAGAGCGUAAGGCAGACAGCGGCAGUAAGUUGUUGCUCACGCCGUCGAUGAUGCUAUCGAGCAGCGCACCAAACUCGCUGGACGCAGAGCGAACGUUCCUGUCAGCUGCUCCCGAUGGCGUUGGACCACGCAGUUGCUCAGCAAAGCGGGAACCAAAACAAGCAAAGACUCGACCCAGUGCGUCUCGAUGUCCAAGCGAAGCGGUCGACGAUGCGUCCACUGCAAAUGUUUCGUCAAGAAAGGAGAAGAGUAAGGGAGGCAAUACGACCAGCUAUGGUGCCCAGUCGGGUCAUCGCCAGCAGCCACGCAACGGUAAGGUGAAGGAGCAGCUUUCAGAUUCGGGAAAGUGGGCCUGGUCAGCCUUCCAGUCGUCGCCUGAUCCGGCUGAGCUACCGAUGCCUCCAUUCCUCGCACAAUUGGCUGACGGCGUGAGCAACUGUGACGGGUCGAUUUCAGCCUCGACAUCUGCCGCUCCUUCGCCGUUGCCACCGGUGCCACCUGUGCAGCUCGUGACCGCAGCACCCGCGCCGUCGCUUUCGUUGGGGUCACUCCCUGCACAGCCACCUCAGCCUCCACUACCGCCGAUACCAACGGCACCUCCGGAUGUGACGGUGCCAGCGGCCCCGAUGUCCGCCGAGUUGUCCAUGACUCAAGAUCUCCGCAGAAUGCUGAACAUUGGGGGAGGGUAA
Messenger RNA from Hyaloperonospora brassicae, 903 nucleotides. The record is from the annotation of a GenBank genome assembly. Lineage: Eukaryota; Oomycota; Peronosporomycetes; Peronosporales; Peronosporaceae.